ACUAUCAUUUGAAAUGUAAGUAUCAUAUAAAUGUUUAAAUUCAACGUUGAGAUGCACACGUUAAAGUUGCUGCUGUUUUUGGUGAUUGUGCAGUGUAUUCAAGCAGCAUGGCGUUCACCACACGACCUGGAGCUAAAGGAAGCUGCGAUGUGUACCAGAGAAAAAUGUCAGGCUCCAAAUUGUCGAUGUUCGGCAAUGUCGUUGCCUAAACCGGAAUUUAAGGGUCAUGAAAAGGAAAUACCGCAGUUUAUCGCUGUGACCUUUGAUGAUGCUGUGACCGCCUUAAACUAUGAAAUGUACCAGGAGCUGUUUGCCAACCUCCUAAAUCCCGAUCAUUGUGAGGCCCAUGGCUGUUUCUAUGUUUGCCACGAGUAUACGGACUAUAGCAAAGUUAAUGCCCUAUACAAUGAGGGUCAUGAAAUUGCUUUGCACUCUAUUACCCAUGGAGCUGGCACCGAUUAUUGGCGUAAUGCCGAUGUGGAUCUAUUAAUGCGUGAAUUUGGCCAACAAAUCGAUAUGCUGGAGAGAUUUGCCAAAAUUGAUCGUCGCCAUAUACGCGGAAUGCGUUUACCCUUCUUGCAGAUCUCUGGCAAUAACUCUUUCAUAGCAGCCAAACGUUUGGGUCUGCUCUAUGACAGCUCUUGGCCCACACAACAAUAUCGCAAUCCUGCCAUGUGGCCCUAUACCUUGGAUUAUUUGUCAAUGCAAGAUUGCCAGAUAAGACCCUGCCCAACUGCUUCGUUUCCUGGCUUGUGGGAAAAUCCCAUGGUCUCAUGGAUCGACAAUGAGGGCUAUAGCUGUUCCAUGUUGGAUGGCUGUAUAUAUUUGCCUCCCGAUAAUGUGGAAAGUUUGUUUGAAUGGAUGAAGGAUAAUUUCCGCAGACACUAUGAAGGCAACCGGGCACCAUUUGGCAUGUAUUUGCAUUCGGCAUGGUUUGGACGUAGUCCGAAUUUUUUCAAAGCAUUCCGCAAAUUUUUGGAAUACGCCAACUCACUGCCCAAUGUUUACAUAACCACUCCCUCGGCCGUUAUACAGUACAUGAAACAUCCUAAUUUGGACAAACCCUUUAAGGGUUGCUUCAAAAAACCUCAUACAACCUGUAAGCCAGUAACGUGUGGCCUUGCCAAACAACCUUCGGGUGAAAUGCGUUACAUGACCGUUUGUGAUAGUUGCCCAGAAACGUAUCCUUGGCUUGAUAACCCAUUGGGAGAGGUAUUGAAAUAAAUAAAAAGAAAGAAACCCAAAUAAAUUCUUAUAUAAAAACGCAAUUAAAGAAA
Molecule: messenger RNA, 1277 nt
Organism: Stomoxys calcitrans (stable fly)
Lineage: Eukaryota; Metazoa; Arthropoda; Insecta; Diptera; Muscidae
Gene: Cda9
Product: chitin deacetylase 8
Exons: 3
Coding region: 31-1224 (397 amino acids)
Biological process (GO): carbohydrate metabolic process
Molecular function (GO): hydrolase activity, acting on carbon-nitrogen (but not peptide) bonds
Source: RefSeq, a predicted model, not a curated record